AUGGCGGCCGCCGUGUCUGUUAGCACAGCUGCCAAAGACGAAACAACAGACACAGGGCCCAGUUUCGCCUCUCGUCCACUAAAUGAAAAUGACGACCUCGCUGUGGAACAAGAAAACUGGGGGCCCGGAGAUCGCCGGUAUGCCGAAUUAGUACACGGAGAAGAGGACGUAACUCCGGGACGCGAGUGUCAGCGAAGGGUCGACGAGGACUUGACAUCGCUGAGCCCUGAAGAGAUUGAGAGCCGCUUGGAGAGAACCCGCCGGGAGUUUUACAACCGCAGGAAAAUUAUCAUAAAAAAUCUACCCUCCGACGUGAGCAACCAGGAGGUCCAUGAACUGUUGGGCAGCUAUGACUUGAAGUACUGCUUUGUUGACAAAUACAAGGGCACAGCAUUUGUGACACUACUGAAUGGGGAACAGGCGCAGUGUGCCAUCAAAGAGUUCCACCAGCAUGCGCUACGGGACAGGGAGAUCACCGUGCAGCUGCAGCCCACAGACGCUCUGCUGUGCAUCGCCAACUUGCCCCGUGCUUUCAGCCAGCAGCAGUUUGAGGAGUUGGUGCGGCCGUUUGGCAACCUGGAGCGCUGCUUUCUGGUUUACAGCGCCUCCACAGGGCAUUCCAAGGGCUAUGGCUUUGUGGAGUACAUGAAGAAGGACUCAGCAGCCAGGGCCAAGUCGGAGCUCUUAGGGAAGCAGCUGGGCUCCCGCAUGUUGUAUGUCCACUGGACUGAGGUGGGAUCCCUCACAUAUCCACUGCUGCACUCCAAAUGCCUGUGCGUGGACCGCCUGCCCCCGAGUCUACUGACAGCCCAAGACCUCCGCAAUGCCCUGGCUGACACCCAUGCACCUGUCUUCUGCCAGUUGGCUCAGGGACAAGAUGGAAGUUUCCGGCGUUUUGCAGUCUUGGAGUUUGCCACUGCAGAAAUGGCCGAGGAGGCACAGCGACUCGCAGAUGGCAGGCUGCUGGGUGGGACGCACAUCAGGGUGUCCUUCUGUGCCCCAGGCCCUCCUGGGAGAAGCAUGUUGGCUGCUCUGAUUGCUGCACAAACCAUGGCUGUAAACAGGGGUAAAGGUCUCCUCCCUGAUCCCACUGCCAUACAGAUACUCACAGGCCUUAAUAACCCUGCCACCCUCAAGAUGCUGCUCAACCCACUGUCACAGGGACAUAAACAAGGCCUCCUUGGAGCGGCCCCUGCAAUGCCACUGCUGGCCAACCCCGCUCUCUCCGCUGCCCUGCUCCAGCUGCUCCUGCAGAACCAGGCCAAGGCCCAGCAGCAGGCUGGACUCAUCGGGGAGAAUCCUCUGGCUGCUCUGCCUGUCCAGCAGGGUGUCCAUCUGCUCGGAGACCUGCCCCAAGGUGGUGUAGUCCCAGGUCUGGGUCUGCAGACAGAUCCUCUGCCCCCCCUAAAGCCAAUGCCACUUGGUAGAGCCAUGGCAAGGGAGCAGGAGUCCCCCACAUCAGCAGGCGCCUUCCCCCAGACUUCCUCUCCCACCCUACAGGGCAUCUCGUUGCCCCUGCUGGGUGGCAUGAUGGGGGCAGAUGGCCUGACAGCACAAGGGGUAUCAAUACUUGGAGAUCCUCCAAAGGAUGCAAACCUUCCCCAGAGUGCUUUCCUCAAUGUCAACAGUGUUUUUUCCUCAGCAGGAAGCUGCAGACCUCACCCCUAUAGGAAGAGGCCCACACUGAGCAAUGUGUCCAACCAGCACACACACCAGAGCAUACAGCCAAACUACAGCCUGCGUUACCAGGACUCCUACAGCCCUGAGUAUCCUCCUCUACACCAGGAUCCCCUGGCCCACUUGUAUGAGCAGCAGGAGAACCUUGAUGCCGGGGCUUUGGCAGGAUUCGGUCAGCAGCUCUCUCGCUUCCCUGAAUACAGUGAGCGGUUUUCCCACUUCAGUUACCCUUCCAGCCCUCCCCUGUCCUCAUACUUCAGCUCAGGGCCCGAGGCCUCCAGUAAUGGGAGCCUCCCAACCACACAGCUCAACAGGGCUGUGGGGAUGCCUCCUGUGAGCCACACCACUGGCUUCCCACCAGGCCUGGGGAAUGUUAUGAAGACACCCAUUGGCAGCCACAAGCGUGUCUUCUCCCGGCUGAUCCCCUCCCCAGAACCAAGCCCUGAGGGUGGCUACGUGGGCCAGCACUCCCAAGGCCUUGGUGGACACUAUGCAGACUCCUACCUUAAGCGUAAGCGUAUAUUUUAA
This is a messenger RNA of Stegastes partitus (bicolor damselfish), 2205 nucleotides long. It is a transcript of the gene raver1, whose product is annotated as ribonucleoprotein, PTB-binding 1. The transcript is spliced from 14 exons. Gene Ontology annotation, cellular component: nucleus. Lineage: Eukaryota; Metazoa; Chordata; Actinopteri; Pomacentridae. Gene Ontology annotation, molecular function: mRNA binding. The coding region runs from base 1 to 2205 and encodes 734 amino acids. The record is from RefSeq and is a predicted model, not a curated record.